Molecule: messenger RNA, 1090 nt
Organism: Vanessa tameamea
Lineage: Eukaryota; Metazoa; Arthropoda; Insecta; Lepidoptera; Nymphalidae
Exons: 7
Coding region: 265-759 (164 amino acids)
Source: RefSeq, a predicted model, not a curated record
AUACUACAAUUGAACGUACUUAAUCAAUAUUAUAUUGUGAAAAAAUUGUAAAACUUAAGCCGUUUGGAUUAUGAAAUAUUAAGAAAUGUGUGCAAAAAGGAAUUCCAUGUAAAUUGUGAAACUUUUUAAAUUUGGAACAACUAUUUAUAUAAAAAUUGGGGCACAGGUGGCACGAGGUACAUUAACUUUUGUUUAAAGACAAAGGUAAAAACAAAGGGUAAUUAUACAGUCUAGGUUUAACAGACUGGCUAUCUUAAGAAGAAGAUGGCUCAAUAUUAUACCUCCUUCACCUUAGCCACCUUUAUAAUCGUCGUUGCUGUCGCACCUCUAGUCACUUCGCAACCACCCUUAGCUGAUGCAUCUAUUGGAAAAGAUCGUGCCCUACGAGUAUCCUUAUUAAAAGCAGGAAAAAAUGUUGCGACUAAACCGAAAUGGGGAUUCUUCGGUACAGUAUUCAACCUUAUUCUGGAGCAAAUUAACGACACAAAAAGCGCGUAUGGACAAAUAUCGGAAUUAGUCAACAACCAAUUUGUAGAUGAUAAUACUGUUGUGACAAUGGCGCCUGAGACACCAAAUGGUACAACUGCAACACCGAAAAUUACAAGAUCGGAAUUUUUAAAAAUUCUUGAUCGUAAUCUCAAAGGUUUAGCACGACUUCGUAAUUUAGAAUGGCGUGAAUCGAGAAAGGAUUCUUGGUCCAACAUGCAGGGAUACUGGAGCGAACUUUUUGGAGGGAAAAAGGCAAGAAGUGUUGGAUAAUGCAUAGAUUUUAUAUGUAGUGAAAAGUGUAAAACUAGAUAAUUAAAAUUAAAUGUUCUUCGAGUUCUAAAUAUACGUAACCGUAUAACAUAAACUGUCAAUCAAUUGUUAGGUGUGGUGACGGAAAGCAAAAAAUUUGUUAUUUAAAUAAAUUUAUUUUUAAGAUUAUUUAAAUAGGAAAAAGUGCUUAGUUUUAUUGACAUAGGUGUAAAAAUAAGAUUGCAAUUUUUAAACUAAAUGUCGUUGCGCGAAUCUGUUAAUUUGUUAAGUAGGUAAUUUAGAAAUUAAAUGUUGUAAGUAUUAUACCUUUACAUCGUGCCACCCAAGACUA